AUCACCCACCCCCCAGCUAAGAUGGCCGCUGUCUUUACCACAUCGCUGUGGACGUCACGGAAUUAACGCAAUCCGGGCCAGAUCACCGUGCGAGUGGGCGGCGAUUUGACGAAGGCACGCCACCGGGGAUAUUGCAUGUACACAGGCACAGAAAUGACUCGUAGUUUCACGGCGUCACGAGCCAACAACGGUCCGCGGGCACUGCUGUGGACAUAUUACCCACCCAAGAUGGCCGCGUAACGUCACGGCGUCGAGUGACGGUGGAGCUGCGACGCUCGUGGGGCGAGCGGGCGGGCGGGAGGCAGAGAUGGCGGCGCGCGUGGUGCGGCGUGCGCUGAGCCUGGGAGCCGGGGUCCGCCCGGCCGCUUCGGUCUCCCGCUGGCAGAGGCUGCUCAACUCGAGGAUCGGUGUGUGGUGUAAGAGCCUGCUGAGCGACUACACCGACGCGUGCAAGGACGUGGUGGUGGGCGCCUGGGAGCGGCCCUUGCGCGCCGCGAUCUACACAGCGGUUCUGGCCGGCGCUGUUGUCUCCGCGAGGACGGCGCCGGACGAGCACUCUUUCCAGGUGGCGCUACUGGAGGCGAGCGGAGAGCUGCUGCUUCUCUCCCCGUCGGAGCGCAGCCCCACCACGGACUGCCAUGUCCAGGCCCUGCUGAAGCACCGUGAGGGUGGCACCCUGCGCUUCAGCAACCUCUUAUUCUGCUCCGUGGUCUACUCAAGCCCCUACGCGCCCGAGUGUCAGCUGUAUGCAGCACAGUGCAAGAAUCUUAAGCCCAGAUGGGUGGAUUUCCCGUCGCGCGUGCUGGAUGUCGGCUUUGGCGGGCGUUGGUGGAUGCUUCACAAGAAGGCGCACGACUAUGACAUCAACGAUGGGGAGUUUGAGCAGCUGUCACCCGCCCAGCGCAUUGUCUUGCAUGAGGACUUACACUCGCAGCGCAAUGAACAACUCCACGAGCUGCGCUACCGGCAGCCGGUCACGCUCACCGAUGAACAAGUGCGGCAAGCCGAGCAGGUGCGGCAGGAACCGCUCUCGGUAAAGGUUUAGAAUGAGCCAGUGUGGACUUGCUGUAUUUUUAUCAGCGCUAAAUCAUCUGGCUGGAUGCGCAUGUUGAUUACACCCAUGUCACCGGGUCAUUCUUCAUGGAGAUGGUGGUUUAACUCUGGAAUGUGUCACAUACCGAUUCCGAAGGAGAAUUGCCAAAGCGUUUUGUGUGCUGUAAAAAAAAAAAUCGGAUUUUAUUUACACUACAAAGCUAUUGUGUGGGCCAUGGGGCGCUGACAUGGCCAAGCGGUUGUGGGUUUGCCGCUUUUUUCAUAUAUAUCAGUUCGAAUCCUGAAAGCCAUCCUGGUUAAUGCAGCAGGUGUCUUAACGAUUAAAUACAUGGUGUAUACUUAAUAGUAGAUGUUAAAGAUCUUGUGGCAAUUCAGAAAGAGUAGGCCAUUGUGUACCAUCGUCAUGGUCCAAACUUGAAAGAAAAAAAUAAAAUUGCGAUAGCACUAAAAUAUCCACUUGCAGGCCAGUGAUUAAAGUCACCUCAUGCCGAAUAGGGAAAACUACAACUAGAAGUCCCCAUCGAAUGUUUGAGAUGAUAUGUGAUUGAUGCAUAGACGUGCCAUACAAAUGCUAAAAUUAUAAAAGUAGUACAGGGAUGGGUUAUACACCAAAAAGUUAAUAAAACUAAAUUAAAAGUUUUAGUGGCUCUAAUCUGACAUGGAGAGUUCGGAAAAAUGUUUAAUGGAGAAAAAAAGCUUGGUCACCAAUGCCUUACUAUUGCCCCUUACAAGUCCUUUGUGGUAGGGACAAUGGUAAUAUGAAAAACAAAUUUGUCUCCCUCCUAAAAAUAUAAUAAUGCGGUGAAAUUCUCAGAUGGAUACUCUCAGCCAGUGGUGAAAAUUCCACAUUUACAUGACAAGCGCCAUUUCCUUGAUAAGACGAGUGCUGUCGACUUUUGCGCAAAGUAGCUGUACUCAUUCAUCCGAGAGGGAUGGUGAUGAGCUAAAUUGUCAAUCCCCGACUGAUUUGAACUCGCCACCUUCCAAUUGCGAGUUGAGUGUUCUGAUACAUUGCCACCUUACCAGAUGGUCCUCUUAUAACUAAGUGUGUAUGUAUACAUGUCAUUACAUCCUGUGUUAUAAUGUA
Petromyzon marinus (sea lamprey) is the source of this 2140-nucleotide messenger RNA. It is a transcript of the gene TIMM29, whose product is annotated as translocase of inner mitochondrial membrane 29. The record is from RefSeq and is a predicted model, not a curated record. Lineage: Eukaryota; Metazoa; Chordata; Hyperoartia; Petromyzontiformes; Petromyzontidae. Gene Ontology annotation, cellular component: TIM22 mitochondrial import inner membrane insertion complex. Gene Ontology annotation, biological process: protein insertion into mitochondrial inner membrane.